Messenger RNA from Centruroides sculpturatus (bark scorpion), 629 nucleotides. It is a transcript of the gene Nacalpha, whose product is annotated as nascent polypeptide-associated complex subunit alpha-like. Lineage: Eukaryota; Metazoa; Arthropoda; Arachnida; Scorpiones; Buthidae. Gene Ontology annotation, biological process: protein targeting to membrane. Bases 33 to 533 code for a protein of 166 amino acids. The record is from RefSeq and is a predicted model, not a curated record. Gene Ontology annotation, cellular component: nascent polypeptide-associated complex; cytoplasm. The transcript is spliced from 4 exons.
GUUCAUUUUCGAACAUUUAGUUAUUGUUUCAGAUGGCACAAGCUGCUGGUAUCAAUGAAGAAUUAGUCAGCAAAGCAAAACAGAGUAGAAGUGAGAAGAAAGCUCGUAAAGUAAUGUCAAAACUGGGAUUGAAACAAGUACAGGGAGUAGGGAGAGUCACAAUUAGGAAAUCAAAAAACAUACUUUUUGUUAUUAACAAACCAGAUGUUUAUAAAAGUCCAGCAUCUGAUACGUAUAUAGUGUUUGGUGAAGCAAAGAUUGAAGAUCUCAGUCAACAAGCACAAAUGGCUGCAGCUGAAAAAUUCAAAACACCUGAAGCUGGUGCUUCUGUGGGAGAGCCUGCCCAAACGACAAUAUCUCCUACUAUUGAAGAAGAAUCAGAAGAGGAGGAAGAGGUUGAUGAAACUGGAGUGGAAAGUAAAGAUAUUGAGCUAGUAAUGUCUCAGGCUAAUGUUUCUAGAGCAAAGGCUGUGAGAGCUCUGAAGAAUAAUAAUAAUGACAUUGUAAAUGCCAUUAUGGAAUUGACCAUGUAGAAUCACAGAGACAGAUAUUUUUGAAGAUUUCUUGAUGUUUAUAGGGUUUAACAUCAAAUUAUUUGUGCCGUAAUUAAAGUUUUUUUGUUGUCUUGA